Messenger RNA from Mollisia scopiformis, 3517 nucleotides. RefSeq lists its product as uncharacterized. The coding region runs from base 1 to 3396 and encodes 1131 amino acids. The transcript has 4 exons. The record is from RefSeq and is a predicted model, not a curated record. Lineage: Eukaryota; Fungi; Ascomycota; Leotiomycetes; Helotiales; Mollisiaceae.
AUGGAGACUUCAAAAACAACGACUGUAGAGCAGACUGGGACGUCAGUCGGCUUUCUGCAUCUACAUCCCGCGCAAAGCCAAGUCACUCUAGCAAAGACGAAAACUGCUGGGUGUGGAGUGAGACUUGGAAUGCUGGCUAUAAGUGAUAUAUCUGUCAUCGCACCAACAUGCAAAGAUAAGAAGACGCAGGAAUUCUGGAAGGCCACUUUUCUUCGAGCUGCUAAACUCCAGAGAGAACAGCGUACGGCAUGGAAUACUUUCAGGCAAGGCCUGAAGCUAGACGAUGGAGACGAAGACCAAGGAUGUCGCUAUGCACAAGGAACCUUCACAGAAUUCAGAGCCGCGUAUCAAACAUUCACAUCUAGAAAGGACUCCAUGGGCUUUGUAGAGACACUGCCUCUUCGCAAACCCGAACUUCAAGAUAACAGGCAAUGGGAUGUGAUCUUCAAAGAUCGAAGGUUGCACCGAACUUAUGCUCAGCAAUUUUCAUGGGCAUACGCAAUACAACUUUACCGCAACAUUUGGUUGUCUAUUCCCAGUGAUGCAGACGAGAAUCUGGACAAUGUCAUGCUUGACGAACUGGAGAAAAUAAACAAGUCCUUCGAAGGGAUUCUGAAAAGGCUUCCGGAAACGUACAGAGAAACCCAUAAAGAGCUUGGAUAUAUCAGAAUCCCUACUCUCCUGAACCAAAGGGACUAUCCAACUUUUGAUGACGAAUUCAAAAAGAAGGAUGAAGACAACGAGGCUGAUUGGGAUGAGGAGGACUUGGAAGAAGAUUUCUUCGAGAAAUUCGCAACUGAACAAGUUGUCCAUGAUCCUGAAGCUGUCCAAGAGAUACUCGAAGAGCUUGGAGGUUCUGAAGGCACUGAAGGGAUUCUCGAAACACUCCUCAGAGAGAGUGCCAAAGGCAAAACCACUUCAGGCUACAAAAAGAGCUUGGAGAAAUUCAACGAGGUCUUGGUUAGGGCCGACGCUGCAGCCGGAGAUUUGAAGUCUGGUCUGCAGCUUGAAGAAUUGGAAAACUUCAUGGCACAACAUGGCGAUGUCUUCCAGUUAAUUGAAGAUAUGAAACAAAACCCUCAAGACCCUAAACUCCAAUCGAGGUAUCAAAACGCCAGGGAAACCGCUGAGCUUUUCGUCGCGCAGAGAGAGCUACCACAGAAGCUUGUGGACUCUAUCGUGCCUCCUUUGAAAUGGCUCCAGGCGACAACUUCUGGACCAAUGCUCAGCCAGCUUUUGGAGACGAUCGGAGGACAAAAAGGAGCUUUGCACAACUAUCUUUGGUCUCUCGCCGGCGGAAAUCCCAAUGAAAAGUCUAAAAACAUCAUUGAGAAUGCUAAUAGACAUCUCGCUAAAGACGGCAACAACAUGGCGCCUUAUAGCCCCAUUGAAGGAGAGCUUCUCGAACGGCUGGUUGCAGAUGUGAAAGCUUUCAUGGAUCUCGAAAGUACUUGUCGCAUGAAUGUCAAUGACAACUUCGCCCAAGACAAGAUUAUAAGGUUACAAGCUGAUCUCUUGAAGACUUGGAUGGACUAUCCUGGAGAGAGAGAGAACAAGGAUGUGGAGAUGGAUAUGGAUAUGGACGGCGGGUCCCAGGAGCUCACACGAUUCAAGCCUACUUCUUCCGCCCUCACUACUAGGAAGCGCAAUGUUGUUCCGAAACCUGCUCAUAUACAAGAGGUUGAUGAGGAUUUCGACCCAUACGAAGGAGAGGUCAUCGAGGAAAUUGAAGACGAAGAUACUGAGCCGAUUCUACCUUAUGGAAGGAGACUCCUCCAGGAUUCGUCAAAGGACGACGGCCAGACUCCGCAAAUAACGGUUCAAAAGAAAACAAACAAUAGCCCCAAAGCCCCUAUUCGACAAAAGAGACUGGCACCUACACCUGCAACUUCUAGGAAGCCGACUCAACAGCAGCCGCCCGAAUUAAUGUCCAUAGAUGAUAACGAGGAAGACGAUACUAUUGAGGUAGUCCCGGCACCUCCUGCUGAAUUCGACCUCUCCCUCUUCGUAGAAACAUCAGCAAGACCAGGAGUUGUGUUAGGCCAAGUCGAUGGUAUCGAUGCUGAAAAGACGAUUCUAAGCUAUCGGCACGUGGGGCACCGCUCGUCCGACUGCGAAGACUAUCUAAGAAGCAUGGUAUCUCAUGAAGGUGGGAAGCGCCGCAGAGGAUGGGGUCUAGGCCAUCAACUACUACUCAAAUAUCACCACCCUGGCCGUAAACACCCAUCUUUCGAAUUUGUUGCCGCGAGCACCUACAAAAGCGCUCUAACGGACUUUAUUCGUACGGGAGGGACGGAGUUCAAAGCUUCGACUUGGGAAGACUUGAACGGUGCAACUUGGCGCGAUUGCACGAUUGGAGGCGUUCUCCCUGUUAAACGAGACGAAAAUGAUGGUUAUUCAAAUGCUGCAGUCACUUAUAUGCUGAUUAGGGUCAAUAAGUUGACUCCAAAAUGGUUCACGAUGUCGACAUUGAAAAAAGAAUUUGGGGAUCAAGUCAUUUACGAAAAGGAAAGGCACAUGAGGAAGACGGGACAAUUAUGUUCGAAAGAACCAAUACCGAGGCCUCUCAGGCAAGAGUUGAUGAGAAUGGAGCAGCACAAAAGAGCUAUGAUGGGACAGCAGAUGCCUUUGAAGGGUACUUCUGAGAUGGGUAAACUUCGCAAGAAUGUAGUUCGAAGUGCAGAUGCAAUGCAGCGUCUACAGCAGGAAGGAUACUUGCCAAAUUCCGCUGCGGCAGGUCCGUGGGGGAUGCCUGGGUUUAUGGCCAUGGGAGCACCUAUGGGAAUGGGGGGACCACCUUGGGCGACUGCAACUUGGGGCAAUGGCAAGCCUCGCAAGGGCAAGAAUUCCGGUGGCCAUCCUGGAGGAUGGGGUACUCAAGGCCCGUGGGGAAUGCAAACCCCGGGUAACUGGGGUAUGGGACCAUCUCCCCCUUGGGGAAUGCAAUCUGAAGCUGCUUGGGGUGGGCCGGGUCCGAAUAGUCCAUGGAAUAUGCCACCAUCUAGGCAACGGGGUAAUAUGAAGGGGUCCAGGCAGAAGACUGCCCCCAAUCCCCAAAAUUGGAACGCUAUUUAUUCAAGUCUCUAUCCUCCAAAGCCAUCGACUCGUGAUAAGAAGAAACCAAACGGGUACUCUGGUCCUUGGGAAGCUUCACAGGAGAAUGCUGAAGGGCCCAGUGAAGACCUUGGUGAUGGCGAUAGUGUACUUGAAGAGGGAGAAGAGGAAGAGGGUGAGGAAGAAGAGUGUUCAUCGGAAUUUGAAGACUUCAUCGACGACACAGAGUACCCUCCUCCAACAUGUUUCGACCCCAAGCUUUGCAAUCAAUCCCAGAAUGCUUAUAUUAGAGGUCAGCAACCUCAAGCAUACUCUCCAUGGCAAUACAAUGGGUCAUACUGAGCUCCUCCGAAGGCUACUAGAAUAUUUGGCGGGAUGUUGAUGUUUUUUUAUUUGGUUUGCUCUUUCCUGAUUUGGCGGGAUGUUAAUUUUUUAUAUUUGCUUCGCUCUUUACUGGUUUGGG